This is a messenger RNA of Tyto alba (common barn owl), 1709 nucleotides long. It is a transcript of the gene MISO1, whose product is annotated as chromosome unknown C3orf33 homolog. The transcript is spliced from 5 exons. NCBI's taxonomy places the organism in Eukaryota, Metazoa, Chordata, Aves, Strigiformes, Tytonidae. The record is from RefSeq and is a predicted model, not a curated record. The coding region runs from base 31 to 759 and encodes 242 amino acids.
GCCCCUCCCCGUGCCUGGGGGCGGGCGGCCAUGGCGGAGCGGCGGAGCGGGGCGGCCGAGGGCCUGGCCCGUCUCUCCGAGUGGGGGGACUCGCAUCUCACCCUCCUGCGGAGCCUGAGCGCCGGGAUGGCGGUGGCCGGGGCGCUGGUGCUGGCCCGCAGCGUGCGGAUGACAACAAAGUUUACAAGCGCCUUGGAUAUACCUGUGGCGUUUGUAGAAAAGAAUGUGAAAUUGAGGGGAACGUUGCAUCGCAUAACCGAGGAAGGCCUGGAAGUUGAACACAUUCCCAUUAGCGUUCCUUUCCUCACGUCGAUACAGAGAAAAUGGCAAUCGGAAGGUUUUCUGCUGGUGAGGCUUGCCGGGGUGGAGCUGGCUCCCAGCGGCACGGCCUGGUUACGGCAGGAGUUGAGACCCAAGCAAAUGGUGUGGUUCCAACUUCUCGGGAGGGAGGACUCGGCACUCGAGUGCCUUGUUUUAGUAAAUAAGGGUCAGUUUCUUAGCGUGUGCUUAAAUGAAGAGAUCUUGAGGCAAGGGCUUGGCAGGACAGCACAUAUUGAAGGACUGCGUCACGAUUCCCGCCUGCACUGGAAACUUCAGAAAAGGCUCCUUCGAGCAGAGUUAAAGGCCUUGAAGAAAAAUAAAGGAAUAUGGAAAGAAGAAAGCUACUCGGAGAGAAUUAGAGAUCGUAUAAACAACAACAAAUUUGUACAGACACUGAAACAAUUUGCGAGCUGGGUAAGAAGCUCUGUUUCAAGGUAAAAAGGGAGACUCGCUUGGAGGAACACCAGCUACCUACGUUACGUGCUUCAUGUAACGUAGAAGUUUAUGGUAAAAAACUGCCAUAAUUUUGAGGGUCCCUGUCUUGAACGGAAACCCCAUGGAGUUUCCUAACGCUGUAUUAUAAUCCGUGUGGGAUGGAAUUUUAGUAGUAAUAUGCACGCCACAAAUGAAAACAUUCUGAAGCUGACCUCUUCCACAGUGAAGUCCCAAAUUAGUUGUCCAGUUUGCCACCUGCUAAUUCCCUACCCAGCAGUGGAGAGCCCGGUUUUUAGGAGGUGCAGAGUGUUAGUUACAGCGCACGGCCUUAAAUGCUUCUCUCUUCCGUGUCAUAGCCCACAGGGGAUGGAAAACUCCGUUUCAGACCUUUGCAAAACUCGUGCUAUGUUUACACACCAGCAUUUUGUUUGAAUUCUGGUUUUAUGCUACUUCUGUGUAUAAUCUGUGUUUGAAAAAUCUUUCUUCUUGAAUAAUGGGUUUCGUUGUUACCGAUGUAAGAGGUAGUUUGUUACAGUUGAUCUUAAAAAAGCUGAUAAGGUCAUAACAACUAAAGUUUCUCAGGGGAAAAGCAAAAUCACUUGGUAUAUCAAAGAAUAUAAAUUAGUAUGUCAGUAAUCCAAAUUUUUAGAAGACAACAUUCACUUGAAGACAAAAGACCUAUGCUGUUUUUUUUCUGAUGGUUCUAUAAAUAUCUAAAAUUAGAUGAAAAUAAAACUUUAACAUGAAAUGUGAAAAGGUGGAUCGUACUGUGUGAGGAGCUUAAAGUCUUGUUUUAUUUUUGAUAUGCAUGUUAAGUAUAUGAGUGUAGUAUUAUUUAUUUUGUAAAUAGAAUAAAGAUUAUGCUCAUUGUUAUGUUUCAUAUACCAAGCACUUGAUCUUUGUGCAACCUCCCAGAGCCCCACUAUUUAUUUAAAAUGAAGUGUUUUACAGAU